GAAAGCGAGAAUUGAGCGGUGACGUGACGCCCAUUGCAUCAACUGUAUCACAUGGUGCCUUCGCUCUUCUGCGAUCAACACUGCGGACGGGCUGCUUCCGCGGUGCUACUCACUCUUUUUGUGAUGUACUCGCUGCAGGGGGGGGCAGAAAGGGAGCCACCGGCCGAUCCCGUACAGGAGCGGCUCGCCGGAGAUUGGACCCAAGACUAAAAGCCAGGAGUUUAUUUUGGUCUGCUUGCUGCAAAGAAUCAACACAUGAUCCAUGAUUCUCAUCCACUGUGAAGACUUCUGAGACAAUGGGGAGAUUGUACACACCUAAUCGGUCGGUGUUGAGGAGGAGCGUCUUUCUCCUGGUUGGGCCUCUGCUUUGGUCACAGCAUGCCAGCGGACAGUUCAUAGGAGGCCCGCUGGACUGCCAAAAGACGUGCGUGUGCGCCAGCAGCAUCAUCAGCUGUUCCAAAGGGAAUCUUACCAACCCCCCCACCCCUCUUCCGAAGUACACAUCGGUGCUGGACCUCAGUUUCAACUCCAUCAGCAGACUGCGAGCAGAGUGGACACCCAUCGUGCUGAGUCGACUCCAUACGCUGCUGCUGAGCCACAACGGGCUCUUCUUCCUGUCCUCGGAGGCGUUUGCGCACGUGACGAGGCUGCGUUACCUGGACUUGUCUUCCAACCGGCUCCGCCAGCUGGAUGAGUACAUGUUCGAGCCGCUGGAGAACUUGGAGGUACUCCUGCUUUAUAAGAACAGCAUUUCGCAGAUCGAUCGCUCCGCCGCUUUCUCGGGGCUGGUCAACCUGCAGAAGCUCUACCUGAGUCACAAUUUGAUCUCGCGCUUCCCCUUGGAGCUGGUGAAGGACCGAAGCCGCAUCGAGACGCUCACGCUGCUGGAUGUCUCCUCCAACCGGAUCAAAGCGCUGACGUUUCAUGAGCUUCAAGCUCUGCCCGCGUGGAUCAAAAACGGUUUGUACUUCCACAACAACCCCCUGCCGUGCAGCUGUGAUCUUUUCAACGUGGUUGCGCGCUGGCACCUCAAAGAUCUUAGCUCAGUGGUGGACUUUAAGGAUGAGCACACUUGCAUCCUCGCCGGUCAACCGAAACGAAAAGUGGUCACCCUUGAACUGGAUAAAGCUUAUUUGAACUGCAGCGAGGUCAAGAUAAUGGACAGGGAAGCCUACCUGGAGCAGUUUGUGGUGCUGGACUGCGACACCAAGCAGAGAGACAUGGUGAAGACCUGGACCCUGCCAGGAAACAUCCCGAUGUCUCCGGCAAACAAAAGCGCAAUAAUACUCCCAGAUGGAAACCUUCAGCUCGGACCUUUAAAGGAGGAUGACUCCGGCGUGUACACCUGCCACGCCACCGCAGACACCCUAAACCAGACACUCUGCUUCACCCUCGUGGUCUUUAACAGCACCACAAAUGCCAACUCGGAGAACCUGAAGACGGCGUACACCACGCUCAUAGCGUGCCUGAUCAGCAUCGUGAUGGUUUUCGUCUACCUCUACCUCACACCUUGCCGCUGCGCCUGCUGUCCGAGUCAAGAUCCGGAGAAGGACGACCCAUUGGGCAGCCUCCACUCCUCCACCGUCAGCGACACCCAAAACUACCAAGAGACUGAAUCCGAAAAAGGGAACGAGGGCGGCAGAGACUUCGCCUACGACACCAAAGACCCGUUGGAGCAGAACGGGAGGUUGAACCCAAAAGGCGAAGAGGAAUGGAAGGGGGCAAACAAGAAAAGAAAGGCGUCGAUCAGCUCUGUGAGCUCAGACACCCCCAUGAUGGUGUAAAGGUCGUUUGGGGAGGGGGGGGUGGGGGGGUAGUGCAGAAAAACCACUGUGCAUGCCUUUGAUGCAAGAUUCCAAAUGACUCAACAUGGAAGUGCUUUGACUUGAUCCGUUUGUUGAGAGUCCGAAAGUGACGCUACUGUACAGCCUAUUCCAGUCAAUGUGUACAAGCUUCCUACACUGAACUGUUGAUGACAUCCAGGAAGCUUUCUUUGCUCAGAGGACAUAAAUGAAAGGACCUGAAAGGUUCUGGGCAUUAAUGCCCCAACCCUGAGUAGACCAGACCGCCACAAUAACAUUGGUGCGGUCAACAUACAAGUAGCAACGCUCACACCAAGACACCAUUAGAGCAGACAACAGAUCGGUGAAAACUGACAGUUACAGAUGCAUAGAAAUAAGGUCCAAAAAUAUUUCACAUAUGCCAGAAAAAAAAAGUUGUAGCAUUGAAUGAGCUUUUUUUUUUUUUUUUUUUUGCCUUACUUGCACUUGCCACUAGGACCACACUGAAAAGGAAAAAAAAAAACAUUCUCAGAAUAAAAUAAAUAUAACGAUGGUGACAGUGGCAUGCUCAUCUCAGACUGUGUUUAGCGUUUUGUUCAUUUUCCUUACGACAACAUAAUUUCACCAUAUUACAACUUAGGUAUUUUUAUUCAGUGUGGCCCUUUAAUACUCUCAUGUAGCAUUUCAACCCUGAAGGUGCUUCCCAUCGACACGCCUAAGCACGAAGAAGACAUUCUGAAUAUGCAGCAUCAUAUUAAAGGUCGAACAAUUCUACUGAAUGUAUAUGUCGUGUUAGAAUUACAUGUUUUAGUGUGAACAACAUUCGUCAAUAUUACAAGACAAACAGAGAACGUGAAUAAUGUAACUUAGCCAAAAGUCUGUAUUACAAUCCUGAGAAUACCUUACGAGUUUGAGUACAGCCAUGAAAUGCUAUCCACUGAAAAGAUGACAUCAUCAGCUCACUUUAAUGCUGAUUUAAUGCCCGCGAUAUUAUGCGACCUUGUGGCGAAGGCUAGAGGUUCUACGGCGGCUCGUAUAAAUAGAAGCAGUGGCAGGGGGGGAGGGAGGGGGUGGCAGGCUUGGCAAGGAGCACAUCGAAUAUUUAGGAGGUCACUGGCAAUAUUCUUGUCGAAGAGCUGCUCAGCACUGUGGUGGUUUAACUCGGGAACAUUAUUGCUGUUCACUCCCACUGAUCACUUCAGACCUACUCCAAUGUUCAUUCUCUUCUCUACCUUACAACAGCGGCGUCAUCAUGGAGGACGAUUCCCUGCUAUUUUAGAUGAAGGGAAAAAGAACUGGAAGAAACAUUUAUUGCUUUGGCCGCCUUUGAAGGUUUAUGUGAACAAAACUACAGUAUCAAUGUAAGACUGCAGUUCUGUAAAGUAACAUUUGUGUCUUUUGGAUGUGUACUGUACUAUUUAAAUGGACAAAAAGGCAUCUUAGUUUAUUUAGCUUGAGACCUGAAUUAAAAAUGCGGUUCCUACUCUUACCAUGUUAAACUUACUAAAAUAUAUCCUGAACAAACAUUACGUUGUCAUUGAGAAUCUGACUCCUUUCAAUUGAGCAAAACAUCUCUUGAAAAUGGUCACGCAUCACUACACGGAAUGUCCUUUUCUGUUCCAGUUUGACUGUGCCGCAGUGUAUGAAGCAAAGUCCAUUGAAACGUUAUAAACUUGAUGUAUGAAAAACCCAAUAAACACCUUUCAGAGUCAA
Molecule: messenger RNA, 3494 nt
Organism: Hippocampus comes (tiger tail seahorse)
Lineage: Eukaryota; Metazoa; Chordata; Actinopteri; Syngnathiformes; Syngnathidae
Product: amphoterin-induced protein 1-like
Exons: 2
Coding region: 297-1784 (495 amino acids)
Biological process (GO): brain development
Cellular component (GO): membrane
Molecular function (GO): protein binding
Source: RefSeq, a predicted model, not a curated record